This is a messenger RNA of Sporisorium graminicola, 3138 nucleotides long. RefSeq lists its product as uncharacterized. The coding region runs from base 1 to 3138 and encodes 1045 amino acids. Gene Ontology annotation, cellular component: actin cortical patch; clathrin-coated vesicle. Gene Ontology annotation, molecular function: clathrin light chain binding; clathrin-cargo adaptor activity; actin filament binding. Lineage: Eukaryota; Fungi; Basidiomycota; Ustilaginomycetes; Ustilaginales; Ustilaginaceae. The transcript has a single exon. Gene Ontology annotation, biological process: endocytosis; clathrin coat assembly; actin filament organization. The record is from RefSeq and is a predicted model, not a curated record.
AUGGCCCGCUUUGAUGACCACAUGCCUACGCGGCCCGUCGACCGCGACAAGGCUGAGUCCGAGCUAUCCAUCCAUAUCAAGAAGGCCACCAGCAACGAGGAAACCGCCCCCAAGCAGAAGCACGUCCGCAAAUGCAUUGUUUACACCUGGGACCACCGCACCUCGCAGUCCAUCUGGACUGGUCUCCGCGUCCAGCCCAUCCUUAGCGAUGAAGUGCAGACCUUCAAGGCGCUCAUCCUCGUCCACAAGGUGCUCCAGGAAGGCCACCAGGUCGUCCUCAAGGAGGCUCAGGCUCAGAUCGGAUGGUUCGAGACCUGUGCACGCACUGUCGGCGCAGACAGCAUGCGCGGCUACGGCGCUCUCAUCCGUGCCUACGUCAACUUUAUUCUCGCCAAGCUUCGCUUCCAUCGUCACCACAAGGAGUUCAACGGCCUGUUCGAGUACGAAGAGUAUAUUUCGCUAAAAAACAUCGACAAUCCCGACGAGGGUUACGAAACCAUCAUGGACCUCAUGAACUUGCAGGAUCAGAUCGAGCAAUUCCAGAAACUCGUCUUUGCUCACUUCCGCGGCUCGGCCAACAACGAAUGCCGCAUCUCGGCCCUUGUUCCCCUCGUCAAGGAGAGCUACGGCAUCUACAAGUUCCUCACCUCCAUGCUUCGCGCCAUGCACCGACGCACCGACGCCAGCGACGCUCUCCAGCCAUUGCGAGAGCGAUACGACUCGCAGCACCACCACCUCCGCAAGUUCUACUACGAAUGUGCCAACCUCAAGUACCUUACUUCCCUUAUCAAUGUCCCCAAACUCAACCACGAACCCCCUAACCUCUUCGAGCUCCCCGAAGAAGGUCCCUACCUCCCGCCUCGCCAGACACCUAAAGCUCCUACGCCCGAGCCUGGUCCAACGCAGGCCGAGAUCGACGAACAGGCUCGACUGCUCAAACAGUACGAAGACAAGCAGUCCGCGCUCAAAGCCCAGGAGGAAGCCGAGAGGCAGAGGCAAGCAGACCUCGCCGCCAAGCAACAGCGCGACUUUGAAGAGCAGCAACGUCUUCAAGCUGAACAGCAGCGUCUGGCACAGGAACAGCUCAUGCGGGCACAAAUGGACCAGAUGCAGGGCGGCCGACUUGCCGAGCUCGAACGAGAGAUCCUCGCCAUGCGUGGCCAGUACGAGCGCGACCAGCUCAUGCUCGAGCAGUACGACAGGCGUGUCAAGGCGCUCGAGACCGAGCUUGCCAACAUCGGCCAAAACUUUGGCGCACAGAUGCAGGGCAAGGACGAGAUCAUCAAGCAGCUCCAGGACCAGGUCACCCUCUGGCGCAACAAGUACGAGGCGCUCGCUAAGCUCUACUCGCAGCUCCGAUCCGAGCACCUCGAGAUGCUCGGCAAGUACAAGCAGUUGCAGAUCAAGGCCGGCAGCGCCCAAGAGGCUGUCGACAAGAUGGAGCGUAUGGAACGCGACGUCAAGGCCAAGAACCUCGAGCUCGCCGACAUGAUCCGCGAGCGUGACCGCGCCCGCUUCGACCUCGACAGGAUCAAGGCGAGCCAAAAGGAAGAAUUCGACCGCCUCAAGCGAGACCUCAUGUUCGCCAACGAACGUGCUGAGGAUGCUACACGUGCCAAGAGCUCCGAGCUUUCGGGCAUGAUGUCGACGCUCAACCGCCAGAUCGCCGAGCUUGAAGACUCGCUGCGCGAGAAGCGCAUGGAGCUCGAUGCCCGCGAUGCCGAGCUGGCACGCAUCCGCGACGAGAAGGACGCCGAGCUGGCCAUUUUGCAAGAGGGCAUGGAUGCCACCAUCAAGCAGCUCACCGACCUGCAGCUCAACCAGGGUGAGAGCGACCAAGCUGUCAACGCCCAGAUCGACACUUUGAUCCUCGACAACACCAAGAAGCUAAACGCCAUUAUCGACUCGAUCCUCCAGGCAUGCGUCGACAAGGUGGACGAUGCACUUUACGAGCUCGAAUCGCCUUCGGGCACGGGCAACACCACAGCCACCCCCGAGUACGUCUUGUCCAUGAUCGAAAAGGGCACCACUUCGACGAAUGAGUUUGCCACCGUCUUUUCGCUGUACUUGUCCGGAGAGGUGGGCGGCGAGCACGUCGAGGUCAUCAAGCGGGCCAACCAGCUAGCACAGACCAUCAGCGACACUCUCACCAGCACCAAGGGUAUUACUCGUCUAGCACAGAGUGACGAUGCUGCCGACAAGCUCAUUAGUACGGGCCGCGAAGCAGGUAACGUGCUGCUGCGCUUUUUCAGCAACCUCCAGUCGUACCGUCUGGCGGGUGUUGCUCCGGCUCAGCGCCGCGAUGUGGUUGCGCGUCAAAACAUGGAGGCACGCUCUGCCUUUGCCAACCUCAACAGCGUGGUUGAAACCAUGGUCAAGGCGGGCAACACUAUGCUUGCGAACGCCAAUGGCGAUAUUGGCGACAUUGUGGAGCGCGAGAUGAUGAAUGCCGCCUCUGCGAUCGAUGCUGCCACGGCCAAGUUGCAGGCUCUGUUGUCGAGGCCGAGGGACCACAACAAGUACUCUGCGGUGGAUCUGCAGGUGCACGAUGCGAUUCUGGAGGCGUCGUUGGCGAUUACGCGUGCCAUUGCGGGUCUGAUCAAGGCGGCUACCGAAUCGCAGCAAGAGAUUGUGGCCAAGGGCCGAGGAUCGUCGACCAACCAGCAGUUCUACAAGAAGAACAACCGCUGGACCGAGGGUCUCAUCUCCGCUGCUCGUGCCGUUGCGUUUGCGACCACGAUGCUCAUCGAAGCCGCCGACGGCGUCAUUACGGGCACGCACUCGCUCGAGCAGCUCAUCGUUGCAUCAAACGAGGUCUCGGCCGCAACGGCGCAGGUGGUGGCUGCAUCGCGCGUCAAGGCCGAGUUUAUGUCGAAGACGCAAGACAGGCUCGAGCGUGCGGCCAAGGCGGUCACAGAUGCGUGCAGAGCGUUGGUCAAGCAGGUCAAGACCAUCACGGACAAGCAGAGCAACGGUGCGGCCGACUUUGAUUAUUCGACCAUGGCGGUGCACGAGUUCAAGGUCAAGGAGAUGGAGCAGCAGGUCGAGGUGCUCAAGCUGGAGAAGGAGUUGACCCAGGCGAGACGGGUGCUCGGUGCUAUGCGCCGUGCUGGAUACCAUGCGAAUGACGAAGAUUGA